Molecule: messenger RNA, 1380 nt
Organism: Naegleria fowleri
Lineage: Eukaryota; Heterolobosea; Eutetramitea; Acrasida; Naegleriidae
Exons: 1
Coding region: 1-1380 (459 amino acids)
Cellular component (GO): cytoplasm
Molecular function (GO): saccharopine dehydrogenase activity
Source: RefSeq, a predicted model, not a curated record
AUGUCCACCUUCCAACAUCGAGUUCUAUUACUUGGCUCCGGCUUUGUUGCUGGCACCACAUUGGAAAGCCUCACUCGUGAUGGCUUGAACAUUUUCGUUACUGUGGCUUCCCGUACAUUAGCCAAAGCCAAGGAAAUGUGCGAACAGUAUGCUCAUGAGCCUUCCAUUCGUACUGCUCAGGUUGCUCUCGAUAUUGAGAAUGAACAGGAUAAACUCUCCGAGUUGGUCUCUCAACACGAUUUGGCCAUUUCAUUGGUUCCCUAUUCGUAUCAUGUCUUGGUGGCUAAAGCUUGUUUGCAACAUCAAAAGAAUAUGGUCACAACUUCCUACAUUUCACCUGCUUUACGGGAAUUGGAUCAGCAAUUUAAGGAUUUGGGAUUGGCCUGUAUGAAUGAAAUUGGUGUUGAUCCUGGUAUAGAUCACAUGAUUGCCACCAAGAUUGUUCAUGAAGAACAAGAUUUGAAGGGUGGAAAGAUUAAGAGUUUUUAUAGUUGGUGUGGAGGUUUGCCACAUCCUGAUCACAUUGAUAAUCCAAUGAAGUACAAAUUCUCUUGGUCUCCAAGAGGAGUGUUGAUGGCUUUGCAAAAUACUGCCAAAUGGUAUGAACAUGGUCAACUUCAACAAGUAGAGGCAUCUAAAUUGUUGUCUUCGAGAAGAGAAUUGAAAUUGGAUGAUAAGAUCCCAACCUUUGAAGGUUAUCCAAAUCGUGACUCGACUCCAUUUAAGGAACAUUACAAUUUGAAAUAUGCUGAUGAUGUGUUGAGAGGAACUUUGAGAUAUAAGGGUAAUUGUGAGGUUGUUGAAUUCUUUAUUGGUGCUGGUCUUGUUGAUUUGACUCCAAGACCAGAAUUUAAGGACAAGCAAUGGAGAGAAAUUAUACAAACACUUCUUUCUGCAAACAGCACCGAAGAGAGUGAACUUGAACGUGCUCUUUUGAAAAAAUUGAAUUUGGAUGCAAAUUCUGAAAAGGCCAAGACUGCUCUCCAUGCAUUCAAAUUCUAUGAUUUAUUCAGUGACAAGGUUGCUCCAUUUAAGGGAAAUGUUUUGGAUACCUUCUCUCAAACCUUAUUAGAAAUGAUGGAAUACAAAGAAGGAGAAAAAGACAUGCUCUUCAUGUACAAUAAGUUCGUCAUUGAAACUGCAGAAGGAAAGAAGAGAACAAUUGUUGCUAAAUUGGUUGAUUUUGGAGAUGAAAGAGGUUUUGCAAUGGCCAAGACUGUUGGUUAUCCAUGUGCCAUUGCCACCAAGAAAAUUUUGAGUGGUGAAAUUUCCAAUAAGGGAGUUUUUGGACCCUACGAUUACAACAUGAACCAAAGUAUUAUGAAGGAAUUGGAAGAAGUUGAGCGUAUUCAUGUUCAAUAUGAAGUCUCUGAGGAAUAA